Molecule: messenger RNA, 2655 nt
Organism: Thalassophryne amazonica
Lineage: Eukaryota; Metazoa; Chordata; Actinopteri; Batrachoidiformes; Batrachoididae
Gene: casp8
Product: caspase 8, apoptosis-related cysteine peptidase
Exons: 12
Coding region: 199-1632 (477 amino acids)
Biological process (GO): negative regulation of extrinsic apoptotic signaling pathway via death domain receptors; proteolysis
Molecular function (GO): cysteine-type endopeptidase activity; protein binding
Source: RefSeq, a predicted model, not a curated record
GUGAAAGAGGCAUGAGUAUCGCCGGGCUGUCAGAGUGAAGUUAAAACUUUUAACGCAACUUAUGCUAAUUUUUCUCUUUAAAAGAAAAACUGUAAAGAUAAAAAGGUGUAUAUUUACUUCUUGAGCGUAUGCUGAGAGGCGACUCCUCAGUGACUAGUGUUCUGAGAUCCAGGCCUUUUCUGGUGGAGUUUGUCUACGAUGGACCUCCUCACACUAGCUAAAAUAGAUGAGGAGCUGGACUCCAAUGAGGUGAAAGAACUUUGCUUCCUGUGUCUUGAUGUCAUCCCCAGGAAGCGGUUGGAAAUGGUCAAAACAGGAAAAGAUCUGUUCCUGAGAUUAGAAGAGCAAGGUCUAAACACACACAACUUUAUUUCAGAGCUACUGCGCGUUAUCCGUCGAGCAGACCUUUACAGUAUCCUGGAGACAGAUAGUCGGACACCAGAGGAAACACACGUUCAUCCCACUUUGUCAAAUUACAGAAUGAUGCUGUAUGAAAUAUAUCAGGACAUGACUCACGAGAAUUUUGAAAAGAUGAAGUUUUUACUGUCCAAUCGGCUUGGCCGAAGACCGUUGGAAGCAUGCACUACCGCAUUGGAUGUGUUCUCUGAAAUGGAGAAGACUUCUUAUUUGUCAGAUAAAAAGCUGGAUGACCUACAUACAAUCCUGCUGCAGUGUGACCAACAGCUGGCACUGACAGUACAGCACUACAGAGAAGGUUUUACCGAACAGCAUCAGGCCACAUCAGCAUCUCAUUCCAAAGUGGUAGACCAGACAUACAACCACCCUGAACCCGCCCACGUUCCGUUUCCAGCAACUGAGUCCACUCCUCAGAGUGAAAAUAUUUUUUAUGAUGCUCAACCGGACACGCAACUCUCCCCUAUUUAUGAUCAGAAGGAAUACUACUCUCUGACUCACAAUCCUCGUGGUGUGUGUAUGAUCUUCAACAAUGAAACAUUUGUGACCUUGUCCAAACGACGAGGAAGUGACGAGGAUGCAAAGGCGCUGGAAAAGGUUUUCUCCUGGCUUGGCUUCACAAUACAGAUGCACAAAAACCUGACUGCAAAGGCCAUGCGGCAUCAAUUAGAAGAGCUGGGUAAACGCAAGUUUUCGAAUGAUGAUGCCUUGGUGGUGUGUGUGCUCUCCCAUGGAGAACUGAGCUGUGUCUUUGGGACAGAUGGAGAGAAGGUUUUCCUGCAAGAACUGACACAACCUUUCACAAGCGGAAGAGCGCCAACGUUGGUGAAGAAGCCAAAAUUGUUCUUCAUCCAAGCAUGUCAGGGUGACAUGUAUCAGAAAGGAGCAAUUGUGAAGUUUCCCCCAAAGCUGGAAGUUGAAGAAGAUGCAGGUCCAGACAUAGAUGAGAGUGUGGCUUGGGAUGCAGACUUCCUGUUGGGCAUGUCCACUGUACCAAAUUGCAGGUCAUUUCGAAGCACUAUGACGGGCUCUAUCUACAUCCAGGUGCUGUGCAAGCAGCUGGAGUUGUCAGCAGAAAGGAGUGGGAUGGAUAUUCUCAGCGUUCUGACACACGUGAAUAAAGAAGUCAGCACAGGAGUGUUUAAGGGCUACAAGCAAAUGCCGGAGCCCAAAUACACUUUAACCAAGAAGCUCGUCCUCAAGCCUGUCGACUACUAGGAUCAAGUACAACCCCAAAGCUGUGCCAAACUGCUGGAGUUCCCCUCCUUGUUUUAAACUGAACAUCUUUAUUUGGUGGACUGUUCAAUUACAUCAUUUAUGAGAACAAAAACACUGCCAAAUCACAUUCUAACUGCAUUUAUGAGGAUUUUUUUAAAUAGCAGUUCUCGUCAUUUAGAAAAAAUAAGGAUUAUAUAAAGUCAUUUAUAUAUAUUAAACAGUUUAAAUGUAUUAUUGUUAUUAGUAUUACUUUGCCAUACAAGAUUAGUAUCAUGUGAUGAAUGUUAAGAAAUCUUUUCUAUAAUGCUGGAGGAACCAUGAAUGAAUUCUAGUGAGUUUAAAAUUAAUUAAUGUAGUAAUGAUGUUAUUGGGGACUUUUAACUGUAGUUUGAGUGAAAUGGGUGUGGGCAUCUGCAGAUAAAUAAUUACGAACAUUUCUUAACCUGCAUGGGGUUUUACAUCUCGCUGCCUUGUUAUAAGCACUAUGCAUGUGUGCAGCCUUGGCAUUCAGUGCAUUAUUACCCAACACAAAAUCGCCGCCGAACCAGGAACUAACCGGUAGGAAUUACUGCCAUUGUUAUGCAAAGUCACUGUUUUCAGAGGCCAAAGGUAAUUGUAAAAACUGUGAUUACUGGAAGUACUUGGAUGAUAAUCCCUUGCAUUCAAUGACUGCCUGAAAUCAGGAAGCUAUGGGCGUCUCCAAAUUAUAAAUUUAAUUCCCUGAGAUGCUUUUCCAGCUGGCCUGUACUGGAGCCUCCUUCAGCUGCUGCUUAUUUGUGGGUCUUUCUGUCAGGUGACUGACUUGGCCACUGAAGAAUUUUGCAUUUCAUUGCCUUGGGAAGCUCUUGGGCUCCUUGGAUAGUAUGCUUUGGGUCAUAAUCUCUGCACUGUGAAGCACUGCCCUAUUUGACAGAAUUUGGCUGAAUCCGAAUAAAUCGUACAGCCUGAUAUACUUCACAGUUCAUUGUGCUACUUCCAUCAGCAGUCACAUCAUCAGUAAACACUGUUGAUGGUAUACUGAGG